AUGGAUUCCGUUGUAGAACUUCCAGGACAACGAGUUUGUCGUGUGAUGAGUAAUAACGAGAAGAAGGGACGUUUUACGAUUGAGAAUCUGAGUCAUGUUCGUUGCGCCCUCAUUUCGGAUCGUGAAAAGCUUGGUCUCUUGGAAAUUGCUACCACAUCAGCGCACCACGACGACGAUGGCAAGAUGGCAGAAGCUAAGUUGACGUUGAGCAUGAAGGAACCACAGCGAAAAACUUCCGAAGAUACAUACGUCAUGGAAGUGGUUGAGACCAAUAUCGACUAUUGUGAUUGUUUCAUUUACGGUGACCCUCAUGUCAUCAUAUGUGCACUAAGCACGGACGAGAAAUCAAAUGCUUUGGAUCGGAUAGAUACCAUCAGAACUAAGAUGGAGUCCCACGAAUGGAUGUGCCCUGUGAUUCUUCUCGCGUACCACACUGAAACUGGUGUCGUCCCCUAUGAUGUCAUGAGAGGACUGAAAGAGUUGUCUAGAAAUCCGAGAGUUUUUCGAUGCAUGGAAGCGACAUCUCUAGGAAGGAAACUUCUCCGUCAUUGCCUUGUCAUCGCGCUUCUCGCAGCUCGCCCGUUCCUGGCCGAGGCUGGGCCUCGAGCAGAGAAUGACGUGAGCAUCAACGACGGAUGCGACAAGCGACGAGAAAAACCACGAAGACAUCAGUCCGAAGAGAGAAAAUCGCCUAGGAUUGACUUUCUUCACAGAAAAUCAUCGUUUAGAAAAUCCUGUAGGAUUCAAUGA
Molecule: messenger RNA, 750 nt
Organism: Necator americanus (New World hookworm)
Lineage: Eukaryota; Metazoa; Nematoda; Chromadorea; Rhabditida; Ancylostomatidae
Exons: 6
Coding region: 1-750 (249 amino acids)
Source: RefSeq, a predicted model, not a curated record